Dichomitus squalens LYAD-421 SS1 is the source of this 1323-nucleotide messenger RNA. Its product is annotated as cyclin. Gene Ontology annotation, biological process: regulation of cyclin-dependent protein serine/threonine kinase activity; mitotic cell cycle phase transition. Gene Ontology annotation, molecular function: cyclin-dependent protein serine/threonine kinase regulator activity. Gene Ontology annotation, cellular component: centrosome; cyclin-dependent protein kinase holoenzyme complex; cytoplasm. The record is from RefSeq and is a predicted model, not a curated record. The transcript is spliced from 2 exons. NCBI's taxonomy places the organism in Eukaryota, Fungi, Basidiomycota, Agaricomycetes, Polyporales, Polyporaceae. The coding region runs from base 1 to 1323 and encodes 440 amino acids.
AUGAAGGACGUCUCAAACGCAACCAGGGCUUCGCGCCCUUCCGCUUAUCCCAAGAAGAAGCCGUCUCCCUACGGCGUCUCCAAGUCUUCUAGGCGACAAAGCCCCCUCUAUCCCCCUCAUUCUCUUGUCCGGAAGACCCCACGCGCUGCGAAAGCGGAGUUAAUCGCGCAGCGUCAGAGGCAUUUGCAGAUCAGCGCUCUCAGGCGGGAAGGGAUUUACCUGGAGGAGGAGUAUCAUGAAGAGAUUCGAGCGUAUAUGCACGAGAUGGAGCGCUUGACGAUGUGCUCAAUCUCGUCCAUGGAUCAGCAACCGGAGAUUCGGUGGCACAUGCGCCCGUGUCUCGUUGACUUCCUCGUCGAACUUCACUUCAUGUUCCGCCUCCGCCCCGAGACCCUCUACCUGACGCUGAACAUUAUCGACCGCUACGUCUCGAAGCGUGUUGUAUAUGUGAAGCAUUACCAGCUUGUCGGCUGUGCAGCCCUCUGGAUCGCUGCCAAGUUUGAGGAUGCGAAGGAGCGCGUACCUACCGUACAUGACCUGGCGCAGAUGUGCCAGGAGACAUACGACGAAUCCGCGUUCAUCCAGAUGGAGGGGCAUGUCCUCUCGACUAUCCAGUGGGCACUUGGACACCCUACCGCGGAGUCGUGGUUACGUAUCUUCUGCUGCGGCCCCAUCAUGGAAGAGCAGAAGGUUCAGCACGUUGCUCGGUUCCUCAUGGAGAUCACUCUCUUCUACCGCGAAUUUGUGCAGUACCCCUCAUCCGCCAUCGCCUUCGGUGCCCUGACGCUUGCUCGGUACCUCUGCGGAAAGGGCCGUCGUCUCUUCGAGGAGACAGAGGAGUGUCUGGAGAUCGUGGACCACUUGGACAACCGGCUGGCGAAGCACGCCAACGAGCUUUCGGAGACUUUGGUCAAGAAGUACUCUUAUGCCUUCUAUUCGAAGGCUGCGACCUUCACCCUCCAGUUCUACCUCCAAGGUGGCCGAUUCCAGCGUCAGCCCCUUGUGACGCUGCCUAUGACGCCUGUGCGUACCUAUUCUUCAAAGGUCUGCACCCCAAUGAGCGUUUCCACGACGGCUUCCGACUUCUCGGACGACAUGCCGGCGACCCCCACGAGUCCUAUACUGUCCAGCGACGCUUUCUCUGGCUCGUACAUGUCGGACGACAAGGAGAACUUGCCCUCGCCGAAGUUCGAGCCUGUACUCAACAAGCAGCUCAUCGAGCAAGUACCGGAGCAGUUCCUGCCCCACGACUUCGUCACCUACCAGAGGCAAGCGCUGCACAAUCUCAACGUGUCGUCCCCGCGCCCCGCAAUGGUCUCGUAG